UAAUAAUCAUUCGUGUCUCAGUAGUUAGUGUGGAUGUGUGUGUCUAUACUGUAUUUCGUGCAGUAGUACAACGAGACAAUGGAACUGCCUUCGGUGAAACAUACUUUAAGCAACUGCUUAAUUUUAAGCGUGAUAAGCGCCAUCGUGAUAGCGCAGAUGCACCAAGGAUUUGCAUUGCAGGACCGUUGUAAAUCGAAAUCAUGGUGCCAUGAGUGCAUCCAGACGCCGGGUUGCGCUUGGUGCAUGGACCCUGAAUACAAAGGGAGAGCCAGAUGCUUCCAGCCGGCCUCUGACGUUAUCUCCAACGAGCUCUGCCGCGAGGAGUUCUCCCUAAAUCCGGAUAACAUGCUCAGCGUCACAAAAAACUUGGCCCUCACAAGGAAGCGGUCUGCUUCUGAGUCUGAGGUGGGUGUAGAGACGGGUAGUUUUAGGCAUAAUAAAAGUUGGUCGGGGCAAGGUAGUAUUAACCGAAACAGAGGAUUCAGUGGAGGAGCUGCCGAGCACGAAAGAGUCGUCCAGGUGGCGCCACAAAGACUGAGCUUGAAACUAAGGGCAAGAGAAACAUACAGCGUCAGGAUGUACUACUCCCAAGCCGAAGACUAUCCUGUUGAUCUUUAUUACCUAAUGGACCUUAGUAAGUCUAUGGAGGACGAUAAGAACAAACUGUACACCCUCGGUGAUCAGCUGGCUACUACAGUGAAAGAUAUUACAUCGAAUUUCAAGCUGGGCUUGGGCAGUGUUGGUAAUAAGUUAUGCAAUUCCUGCGAACAAGAAACUCCCUAUGGAUUUCGCCACCAUAUGACUCUUAGCAAUAAUACGCAGAUGUUUUCACACAUGGUGAAGCAAGCUAACGUUUCUGGAACUGUAGAUAUCUCAGAAAGAGGUUUCGAUGCCAUUAUGCAAGCUAUAGUAUGUAAGGAUCAAAUAGGUUGGAGAGACAAGGCUGGAAAAUUUCUUGUAUUUUCUACAGACGCCAGUUUUCACUUUGCCGGAGAUGGAAAGCUGGGUGAUGAAGUUAAACCAAAUGAUGGCAGCUGUCACUUAUCGCACGAAGGUUAUUACACUCGGUCAUCUUACCAAGACUAUCCUUCCAUCGAACAGAUAAAUCUCAGUGUAAAAAAGAAUAAUAUCAACGUAAUCUUUGCUAUUACCAACAGCACUAUUAGUUUUUAUGAGCAGCUCGCUAGGAAUAUAGAAGGGGCGUCCGUUGGUAAACUGGAAGAUGACACUUCCAAUAUCGUAGAACUCAUAAAGGAGCAAUAUAAUCAGUUCUCUUCAACCGUCGAAAUGAAACACAAUGCUUCAAGUGACGUCAACCUUAAAUUCUACAGUCGGUGUUUGAACUCCACUGGUGCUUUGGUGAAUACUAACAAAUGUGAAAAUAUAAGGGUUGGAGAUCUCAUUCAUUUCAAAAUUGAUAUUGAAGUACUCAAGUGUCCCAAAAACCGUGCAGACCAAUUCCAAACAAUCAGCAUUUACCCAGUCGGUAUAGAUGAAAGUUUAAUCAUCGACUUGGAGAUGUUGUGUGAAUGUGACUGCGAAAAACCAGGAUACAAUGACUACAAGCAGAAUUCUUCAUUUUGUUCGCAUCGCGGUACAUACAAAUGUGGCAUCUGCGAAUGUACAUCUGGAGCUUUUGGACCGAGAUGUGAAUGUAGCUUUGAAGAAACCUACAGCAUAAUGGACUGUACUACUAAUCCCAGGAACCCCACUGGUCGCGAAUGUUCCGGCAGAGGACAGUGCUUUUGCGGACGCUGUGAAUGCGAAAUACGCAGAAACGACAAUGAGAAAAUUUAUGGUUCCUUCUGCGAGUGCGAUAAUUUUUCAUGUGAACGAUAUAAUGGUAAACUCUGCGGUGACCAUGGAACUUGCGAAUGUGGCAAAUGCCUCUGCAAGGACGGAUGGAUGGGUUCCAACUGCGCCUGCCAAACAUCCACAGCCAACUGUUACCCUCCAGGUUCGGAUAAUAACGUCAUAUGUUCUGGCCACGGAAUCUGCGACUGUGGCCAAUGUGUCUGCGAUUAUGUCAGAAAGGGACGGUACACUGGCGAAUUCUGUGAGAAAAGUCCCUGGGAAAAUCCAGUAUAGAAGCAAGCCACUUCCACAUCGAAAAAUCCAACCUACGCUGGAAAGUUGUGAAAAUCAGCAUGUAGAUCUGAACUAUAGUCACAACAGCGUUACAUACUGCUAUAAGUUUAGGUCAAUAGAAAUCUGAAAUUAAUUAAACUGUCUCGAAUAGCGCAAAUUUGUGAGGUUUUUAAAAUUUUUAAUAGCAAAUAACGAUUAUCGGAGAAUAAUAAUAUUUAUACAACUAAUUAGAGACGAUGUUAUUAAUGCUUAAGUCUUAUGUCUUUAACCUAGAUUAGAGAAGUAACUCACCUACUUUGUUAAGCGAUCUUGUUCAAUUUAAUGGUUUCUUAACUUAUGUCACGAAUUGCUUUUAAAUUUUAGCGUAAAGGCUUUUAUGGGUUUGACGGCUAUGUGUGUAUGAUUUAUUAACUAAUUAAUUAUAUUUUUAUCCUAUUAAUAAAUGACUGUUACUAUGUAGAAUAACCAGAUCUUAAAAAUACAUACCUAUUAAAUUUA
Molecule: messenger RNA, 2586 nt
Organism: Anoplophora glabripennis (Asian longhorned beetle)
Lineage: Eukaryota; Metazoa; Arthropoda; Insecta; Coleoptera; Cerambycidae
Product: integrin beta-PS
Exons: 11
Coding region: 79-2088 (669 amino acids)
Biological process (GO): cell adhesion mediated by integrin; integrin-mediated signaling pathway; cell migration
Cellular component (GO): focal adhesion; integrin complex; cell surface
Molecular function (GO): integrin binding
Source: RefSeq, a predicted model, not a curated record